Molecule: messenger RNA, 771 nt
Organism: Brassica oleracea var. oleracea
Lineage: Eukaryota; Viridiplantae; Streptophyta; Magnoliopsida; Brassicales; Brassicaceae
Product: protein LURP-one-related 16
Exons: 3
Coding region: 30-752 (240 amino acids)
Source: RefSeq, a predicted model, not a curated record
UAUCAAUAACUAUUUAAGUGUUGAAGUGUAUGCAUAAAAGGAUUAGAGGCCAAGCAUUGUACAGACUAAACAAGAUCGCACGUGUGUAUAUAGAUUUAAUGGGUGUCAGAAGCAGCAAGGCGGUGGAUCCGGUGGUGAGCCGGAGAUACUCAUCGGAAUCAGAGGCAAUGCUGGUGGUGCGGCGAAGACCGCAUAUGGUGAACGGAGGAGGAUUUGUGGUGAGCAAUAGUAAGCAACAAGUAGUGUUUACAGUUGAUGGGUGUGGAGUUCUUGGAACCAAAGCCAAGCUUGUCUUGAAAAAUGGUGAUGGUAAUGAUUUGCUUCUCAUCCGCAAAAUGGGAGGAAUGGUACAGGCACUGAACAUGGUUCACAAGAAAUGGGAAGGUUUUGGAUACGACAAAGAAGGAACAGAGAAGCUUCUAUUCACAUUGAAGGAUCCAAAAGAAUCAUGUCUGGUUCAACACGGUUUAAUCAGAAUUUUGGUUCACGGUAAACCAAAGAUAUCAACAUGCAAUAUCUAUAACAACAACUAUGUCCAGAUCAGAGGCUCUUUCGCAGAAAGAGAUUGCAACAUCAUGGACUCAGAUGGCAGAAACAUAGCUCAGGUAAGGAUAGAGAAAGAAAUGGAGGAGAUGGUGGGGAACAAGAAGGAUCUUUAUAAUAUAAUAGUCAAAGCAAAUGUGGAUCAAGCUUUCAUCGUCGGUGUCAUUGCAGUACUCGACUACAUCCAUGGCGAAUCCACUAUUUGUUGAUCAAUUUCAAUACAAUACA